This is a messenger RNA of Teleopsis dalmanni, 633 nucleotides long. RefSeq lists its product as uncharacterized. The transcript has a single exon. The record is from RefSeq and is a predicted model, not a curated record. Lineage: Eukaryota; Metazoa; Arthropoda; Insecta; Diptera; Diopsidae. The coding region runs from base 1 to 633 and encodes 210 amino acids.
AUGGCUAUGGCCAGACUUUUGUGUUUGGAAAAAAGAUUUAAAAGAAAUUCUAAACUAAACACGGAAUAUGUCAACUUUAUGAAGGAAUAUAUGGAUAUGGGUCACAUGGAGAAAGUUUCCAAAAUGAUGCUUGGUAAAUUUUAUAUGCCUCAUCAAGCUGUAAUGAGAGAUGAUCAUUUAACAACAAAAUUUUGGGUAGUAUUUGAUGUUUCAGCAAAAACUACUAACGGAAAAAGCUUAAAUGAAGUACUACACACUGGACCUAAGCUACAACUGGAUAUAUUUCAACUACAAAUCAAAUGGAGAUUGUGGAAAUACGUUAUGACAGCUGAUAUAGAAAAAAUGUGUCGGCAGGUGAUAGUAACAGAGGAAGAUCAGCCAUACCAAACUAUCCUAUGGCGUGAGGAUCAAAAAAAACUCAUAGAAGAAUUUGUACUGAAAACGGUAACAUACGGAACUUCUUGUGCACCGUUCUUGACAAAAAGAGCUCUACUAGAAGUUGCUCAUGAUUAUAUGGAUCAAAAUUCAAAAUUAUAUCAGGUAAUAAAAAAUGAUUUCUAUAUGAACGAUUUGAUGACAGGUGCUGACUCCAUAAAUGAACGCAUAAGUAUUCAAUCCGAAAUCAGUCAGUAG